GCUUCGACGGAGGCAGCGGAGGCAGGUAACCGUCCCGGUAGAACAUCCCAGAGCCGGCGGCCAGGAGAAGCAGACUGUCACCAUGUCUGUGUCGCACAGUUCUAAGCUGAACAAGGUGGUCCGAGACCAGUACAUGAAGCUGCCCCAGGGAGACAAGGUGCUGGUCACCUAUGUCUGGAUCGACGGCAGUGGAGAAGGAGUUCGCUGUAAAACCAGAACCUUGAACCAGGAACCAAAAUGCAUUGAAGAUGUGCCUGAAUGGAAUUUCGACGGAUCCAGCACAGACCAAGCAGAAGGCUCUAACAGCGACAUGUUCCUGAUACCCGUCAGAAUGUUCCGAGACCCCUUUUGUCUUGAUCCCAACAAGCUCGUGUUGUGUGAAGUCCUGAAAUACAAUCGAAAACAUGCAGAGACCAAUUUGAGGAACACCUGCAAGAAGAUCAUGGACCUGGUGGAGAACAGCCACCCUUGGUUUGGGAUGGAGCAGGAGUACACCUUGCUGGGCAUCAACGGGCACCCUUACGGUUGGCCUGAAAACGGCUUUCCGGGACCCCAAGGGCCCUAUUAUUGUGGGGUCGGCGCAGACAAAGUCUAUGGGCGUGACAUCGUGGAAUCCCACUACAAGGCCUGUCUCUACGCUGGCGUGAAGAUCUGUGGCACCAAUGCCGAGGUCAUGCCCUCCCAGUGGGAAUUCCAAGUGGGGCCAUGCGAAGGCAUCGAGAUGGGGGAUCACCUGUGGAUGGCGAGGUUCAUUUUGCACCGGGUGUGUGAAGACUUUGGCGUUGUGGCUACCUUGGAUCCCAAGCCGAUGACAGGCAACUGGAACGGGGCUGGUUGCCACACCAAUUACAGCACAGAGGAAAUGAGGCGCGAAGGAGGACUCAAGUCUAUCGAAGCUGCGAUUGAGAAGCUGGGCAAACGGCACGACUACCACAUCUGCGUCUAUGACCCCCGAGGAGGCCAGGACAAUUCCCGGAGACUGACGGGCCACCACGAGACCUCGAACAUCUUUGAGUUCUCGGCUGGCGUGGCCAACCGAGGGGCCAGCAUACGCAUUCCCCGCCAGGUGGGCCAGGACGGGUUCGGCUACUUUGAAGACCGCCGGCCCGCUGCCAACUGUGAUCCGUACGCAGUCACGGAAGCCAUUGUAAGGACCACGCUCCUCAACGAAACAGGUGUCGAGACAAAAGACUAUGUGGAACAGUCUAAAUCAGAACGUGGUGUUCUCAAAGACUGAUGUGCCUUUUCCCCCUCCCUCCCUGCAGUUUCCUAAAAUGUGUGCCCUGGCCAGCUAGUAAAUUUCUCUGCCGUCUUCAGAAACCUUCCUUCUGGUAUUGUGACGUGGUGACUUAGAAAUAUAUUUCUAUAUUUUUAGGAGAGACAAAUUAUUUUCCUAGCAGAUCUCACCGGUUCCUGUUCUCGUUUCUUAAAGAAAAGAUUGUAACGGGGGGGGGUUUCAAAGAAACUUUUUAAACAACUGAAUCUAUACUGUGGUUCAGGGGGACAAACGAAAUUGAAUCUUGUACACACGCCAGGCUGCUUCCGGGUGCCGAAGAACCUGUUCUCCCCCUUCCCUUUCUGUCUCUGUUGCAAGGAAACAAUAAAGU
This is a messenger RNA of Gekko japonicus, 1607 nucleotides long. RefSeq names its product glutamine synthetase. Lineage: Eukaryota; Metazoa; Chordata; Lepidosauria; Squamata; Gekkonidae. Gene Ontology annotation, molecular function: glutamine synthetase activity. Gene Ontology annotation, cellular component: cytoplasm. The record is from RefSeq and is a predicted model, not a curated record. The transcript has 7 exons. The coding region runs from base 83 to 1237 and encodes 384 amino acids.